Molecule: messenger RNA, 1200 nt
Organism: Botrytis cinerea B05.10
Lineage: Eukaryota; Fungi; Ascomycota; Leotiomycetes; Helotiales; Sclerotiniaceae
Exons: 1
Coding region: 142-954 (270 amino acids)
Source: RefSeq, a predicted model, not a curated record
GGUAAGGUCACGAACCAUCUCAUUAUGUAACUAUUACAUAGUGAAUGUUGAUUUUCUAUUGAGCAUUUAUUAUAUAAAUAUAUCCUCAUUUGGUACCCAUUAUCUCUACACGUUUGUUCUGUUUCCUCAAGCUCUUUCGCAAUGCACAUCUCAAAAGCUCCAUUGGGAGCUUUGCUCUUGAGCACUCUCCUUCAACUUACAAGCAGUUCAUCUAUACCAAUCGACAUCUCUUCUCCAGAGAACAUUAUCGAUAAUCCAACCUCUUCCGAAUCUACAUUUCGCAUACCCACAUCCCGUGAAAGCGCCAUUCUUGCCCGUCGCAUUCUCCAUCUAACGCCACUCGGAACCCUCUCGACCAUCUUCCCCAACUCAUCAUCAACUCUCGAGAAUCGACCCUCCAAUCUUCAAAAUAUUCCCAUCGGUCUCAUGGACUACAUAGCUGACUGUGAACCGACAAGUAACAAUCCUACUAUCCUCGCUCUCAGCAUCGCAACCACCUUCAAAAACGCAGUCUCAAACCCAAAUAUCUCCCUUUCCCUAUCUUGGACUCCUCCCUAUCCUCCAAAAUCCCGCAUAUCAUCCAAGCCAGACCCAUUCGCAUUCUCCGCAGCAAAUCAACCGCGGUUUAGUAUCUUGGGAUAUCUCGAACCCAUCACUGCUUCGCCUGCAGAAGAACAAGAAUUAAGACAAUGUUUCGUCGAUACUCACCCCGAUGCUAAAUAUUGGUUACCAGGUAACCAUAUUCAUCAUAGUGAAUGGGUUCGCUUGGUUGUGCAGGAGAUCUAUUGGAUAGGGGGAUUUGGGGAUCGCGCGUAUAUUGGUUGGAUACCGAUUGAGGAGUGGAGGUCUGUCGAGAGAGAAGAGUGGGAGAAAGUGAGAUUGGUAGGAGAAAAGAAAGGAUGGAAGGAAUGGGCGGUUGAGGGAUUAGGAUUGGGAGGUUCCUGGGAGCUAUGAAACUAGGGUGUUGCUAUGAGAGCGAUUGAUUAUAAGUGUGAAUAUGUGCAUCAGUGACUUUAGUAGUUAUUUACACCUUGUUUAAUGUAUCUUCCCUCAAACUUCAAUCUUCCAUGUCCUUGCUAAAAAUUUAUAUGAGUAAUCAAUCUGUGAUUCAAUUUUAACAAGACGGGACCGAAGGGUUUAAUAUCGAGUUAGUUACAAUGCCUAGCUGGAAGUAGAUCAAUAAAUGACACAAGUUUUUCA